AUGGCAAAAAAGAAAGAAACUGUACCCGAUAAGAUUGUAUACAAUGACGAGGGUGACAUGACUUAUUCGUGCGUGCAUUGUGGUGCUAAAUUUUGGUAUGGAGAACGACUAAACAGAAGAAGGAGGACGGGGGAUCCAUCAUUCAACCUUUGUUGUAUGCACGGCCAAGUCAAAUUGCCUUUACUAAAGGAUCCUCCUGCUCUUAUUAAAAAAUUGCUGUUUGGGGAUGAUGAAAUGAGCAGGCACUUUCAAAAAUUUAUCAGAAUCUACAACAUGUUGUUCUCUAUGACGUCUCUCGGAGGUAAAACUGAUCGUUCUAUCAAAAAAGGAAAGGGUCCAAACAUGUUUCAGCUGCACGGAGAAAAUUACCACCUAAUUGGAAGUAUGCUUCCAAACCCCGGUGAUUAUGCAAAAUUCUAUCAGAUGUACAUAGUUGAUUCUGAAAAUGAAUUGGACAACAGACUGAAUUUUUUCAGUAAGGGGAAACACGCAUCCAAGCCAGAUAAGAAGAAUAGACUCAGGAAGGACAUCAUUGAUGCGCUGACAAAGAUGCUCGACGAUGUCAACCCCUAUGUCAAGAAUUUCAGGACUGCAAGAGAAAGAUUCAACACUAAUCCUGAAGAUAGUUUUCAUAUGAGGAUAAUUAGUGAUCGUGUUACAGAUGGUAGAACUUACAAUGUUCCAACUGUGUCUGAGGUUGCUGCAAUUAUUCCCGGAGAUUUCAAUUUAGAAAUGGGUACAAGACGGGAUAUUGUUCUAGAGAAACGAUCAGGCAAGCUGCGACGGAUAAGCGAAAUCCAUCCAGCCUACAUACCACUGCAAUAUCCUCUGGGGUUUUCUUAUGGAGAAGAUGGUUUCCGACUUGGAAUUAAGAAAGCCAAUGUUGAAGCUUCUAAGAAGACGAAAAAGGAAAACAUCAGCGUUAGACAGUUUUUUGCGUAUCGUCUAAUGGUUAGACCAAACGAGUCAAAUCACUUGCUACACUCUAGGAGAUUGUUCCAGCAGUAUCUGGUUGAUACCUACACUAUGAUAGAGUCUAACAGAUUAUCCUACUUGAGAUUGAACCAGACAAGUUUGAGGUCUGAUAGCUAUGACUCUAUCAAACAAGCGGAAGACCACGGUGUUAUUGAAAUGGAUGAACAAGGCAAUAAAUUUCUGCUACCUGCGAGUUUCACUGGUGGACCAAGAUACAUGAGGGAGUUGUAUUUUGACGCCAUGGCCAUUUGUAGACAUCAUGGAUUUCCAGAUCUUUUCAUUACUUUUACAUGCAAUCCUAAAUGGCCAGAAAUAUCAAGGGAUCUCGCAGGGACCCGUCUAAGUGCCACUGAUAGAGCUGAACUUAUUAGCAGAGUCUACCGGAUGAAACUAAAAUCUCUUAUGGAAGAUCUAACUCUCAAAAACCUGCUGGGAAAAACGGUGGCCUCUAUGUACACCAUAGAAUUUCAAAAGCGAGGUUUGCCACAUGCACACAUUCUUCUAUUCAUGGAUCAGAAGUCAAAGCUCCAGACAACAGACGCUAUUGACGAUAUUAUAUCCGCCGAAAUACCAGAUAAAUCAAAAGAUCCAGAGUUGUAUGAUGUUGUGAAAGAUAUGAUGAUUCAUGGACCAUGUGGUCAUGCCAACCCCAAUUCACCAUGUAUGAGCAAUGAUAUAUGUACUAAGAACUUCCCCAAGAGCCACGCUGAAAAGACUACAAUCAAUAGAGAAGGAUUCCCAUUAUAUAGGAGACGCGAUCAGCCCAAUGUGUUUGUGGAGAAGAACGGUUUUAAAUGCGACAACAGAUACGUAAUUCCAUACAACAAAACCCUAUCCGUCCGUUAUAGAGCACACAUCAAUGUUGAGUGGUGUAACCAGACGGGGGCUGUCAGAUAUUUAUUUAAGUACAUCAACAAAGGAGCCGAUCGUGUUUCUGUUGUCGUUGAGUCAGCUGAGGAAGCCAGGAGAAAAACAAAGAGCGGACAUAAGGAUGUUAGUGGAGAUGCCAACAGUCGAUCAAAUGAUGAGGGUGUUAGCGCAGAGAAGAAAGCUUCCAAGGAAAAUAGGAAUGAGAUCAAGGACUACUUUGAUUGCCGGUACAUUUCACCCUCUGAAGCUGUUUGGAGAACAUUCAAAUACCCGAUACACCAUAGAUCUGUAUCAGUGGAGAAACUGACAUUCCACCUCGAAGGGAAACAGUUGGUUAUUUACAAAGGUAGUGACAAAAUGGAGAGGGUCGUAACACGUAAACUAAUUGAGAAGACAAUGAUGCUGGCAUGGUUUGAACUGAACAAGGAGUGUGAAUUUGCUAGAACGCUUACCUAUGUUCAGAUUCCAAAUUAUUUUACCUACGUAAAAAGUGAAAAACGCUGGAAACGUAGAAAGAGAGGAUUCAGCAUUGGAAGAAUCAAUUACGCACCAAGGAAGAUUGAAGAUGCUUACUAUUUGAGAAUGCUGUUAAACGUCGUGAGAGGUCCAAGAUCGUUUGAGGAGAUAAAGACCUAUAAUGGUGUGUUGUACCCUGAAUUUAAAGAUGCCUGUUACGCUAGGGGCCUGCUAGAGGAUGACCAAGAGUAUAUCGAUGAUAUUUGCAGAAGAAGCUUCACAUGUCCUCCAUCACAACUUCGCCAGUUGUUUGUCAUCAUGCUUACUUCAGAUAGUCUGAUUUCGCCAGAUGUAGUUUGGUAUGCGUGUUGGGAGUUUCUUUCUGACGACAUGGAGAUGAUUAGAAGAAGAGAUCUUAAUAGACCAGCACUUACGCUAAGUGACGAAGACAAAAGGGAAUAUGCUCUCCAGGAGAUUGUAAAGUUAGUAAAAAGGAAUGGCGCUGACUGGACGAGGUUUAAAAGUAUGCCUCAACCACGGGGAGUUACUUAUUCAGCUACCGAUAAUGUUCUAAUUUUUGAUGAAAAGAGUUAUGAAAAAGAGGAGCAGAAAACAAACCACGACAGAGACUUUGCUAAGCUUACUCCUGAACAGAAGAAAGUGUAUGAGGAAAUAAUUGGUUCUGUUUUAGCGAGAAAAGGAGGAGUGUUCUUUGUAUAUGGCUUUGGUGGAACUGGAAAAACAUUUUUGUGGAGGAUUUUGUCUUCUGCAAUUAGAUACAGGGAAGAGAUCGUUUUAAAUGUAGCUUCAAGUGGUAUAGCAUCACUACUGUUACAAGGAGGCCGCACGGCUCAUUCCAGGUUUGGGAUACCUCUGAAUCCAGAUGAGUUUACUACAUGUGUUAUGAGCAAAGGUUCUGAUCUAGCAAAUUUGGUCAAAGAGUCGUCUCUUAUUAUAUGGGACGAGGCUCCUAUGAUGAGUAGGCAUUGUUUCGAGUCUUUGGAUCGAAGUCUUUCAGACAUUAUUGGUAAUAAAGAUGGAAAGCCGUUCGGAGGUAAAGUAAUUGUGUUUGGAGGUGAUUUCAGACAAGUUCUUCCAGUAAUACCUGGUGGUGGUAGGGCACAAAUAGUAGGAGCCUCGCUGAACUCAUCUUAUCUUUGGAAACACUGCAAAGUUUUAAAACUGACAAAGAACAUGAGGCUCUUAUCUGGUAAUCUGAGUGAAGAAGAAGCAAGAGACCUAAAGGAAUUUUCAGAGUGGAUACUCGAUGUUGGUAAUGGAAGAAUAGCGGAACCUAAUGAUGGUGAAGCUGAGAUCGAAAUUCCUGAGGAAUUCCUUAUAAUGGAUGAAGAGGAGCCUAUUGAAUCUAUAAGCAGGAAGAUCUAUGGAAGUUCCGAGGCUCUGCAGGACAACACGGAUCCAAACUUUUUCCAAGGAAGAGCAAUUCUUUGUCCUACGAACGAAGAUGUCGACAAGAUAAACCAGCACAUGCUAGACAAAUUGAAUGGAGAGGAACGAAUUUAUCUCAGCUGUGAUACCUUGGAUCCUUCAGACUCUUCUGCCAUGAAUGACGAGGCUCUAAAUUGCCUCUAUCUGUUGCUUUUGCCAUAA
Messenger RNA from Microthlaspi erraticum, 3912 nucleotides. The record is from the annotation of a GenBank genome assembly. NCBI's taxonomy places the organism in Eukaryota, Viridiplantae, Streptophyta, Magnoliopsida, Brassicales, Brassicaceae.